AUGCCUUUCUUUGUGGCCCUUGUGGUCACAGCAGAGAUCGCCUUCUUGGGUAAGCUUGACAUCGUAAAGAACACAGCUUUAGUCGAUUCGUGGGCCGACUUGUUCUCCCCGGCUCCGUUGAUUCAUGAACUGGCGGUGGGGAGUGAUGAUUUGGGCUUGCUGAGUUGCGAGGAGUGGUUGGAGAGAGAGGAUGCUGCAGAGUAUUCCAGGGACUUUGAGAAAGAACCCAAAAUCCCUGUGUAUGAUACGAUUGCCUCUUUCAGUGUUUCCCACAGUUGUAGAGCCAUUUUUGGUUUCACUGGACUGAGAAGGAGAGAGAAUAGAGAGGAGACUGAAGAAGCGGUGAAAUUUUAUCAACUCCCAGUCCGAGUCAUAGCGGGGUGGAAAGCAUUUGAUUUGAGAGACAAGCAUGAUGCCUUCCACAAACGAUAA
This is a messenger RNA of Prunus persica (peach), 432 nucleotides long. RefSeq names its product putative fucosyltransferase-like protein. The transcript has 2 exons. Lineage: Eukaryota; Viridiplantae; Streptophyta; Magnoliopsida; Rosales; Rosaceae. The record is from RefSeq and is a predicted model, not a curated record. Bases 1 to 432 code for a protein of 143 amino acids.